AGACUUAUAACUCGUUCAUGACAUUUCAACUGGGUAUAACCAUUUGCACAGCAGAGAAAGCAGCCAGAAGCUUUGAUUAAAAACUUAUUUUAUAUUUACCUCUUUCAGCUUGUAAAAUUGCUGAAAUGCAUCGUCUUAUGUCAUUCGUAAUUCAUCAUAAUUCUGGAGAGUUUUCUGUUUAUAGAAAGUUUUAAGAAUCCCCCAGCAUGUUUAUAGUUCUUCAGUUAUGUUUACAGUGUUCUUCAUGAAUCAUUUUUCAUUUUGUUCACAGAUUUUAAAUUAUUCACGUAUUUAUGGUGCUGGAAAAGCACAUGCUCAAAGGUUGUUAAUGCAGUUUAAUCAUCGCUUGACUUUAGAUGAAGCCAAACAGAAAGUUAAGAAAAUGUAUUCUGAAACUAAAGGCAUCCAAAAAACUGUUGUGGGUGAGGAUGAAAUAAGUGAUGAUGGUUAUAUUUUUACUCCUGGUCCUCAAAGGCGCAUAUGGGUAGGAGGCAGUGAAUCCCACAUGUUUAAUAAACUUGAAGAAAUUGCUCUUUCUCAAAAGCCUAGUACACCAGCAUUGAAUUGCAGAAUAAGUCGCGCUUUAGAACCAAAAGCUGUUGACAAAAAUUUCAUGCCUAGUCGCAUUAACUGGGUGGUGCAAAGUUCUGCAGUGGAUUUCUUGCAUUUGAUGUUAGUUUGCAUGAAAUGGCUUUUCACAGAAUUUAAUAUCAGUGGCCGUUUUUCUAUAUGUAUACACGAUGAAGUUCGCUACCUUGUAAAGAGUGAAGACAGAUACAGAGCAGCAUUAGCACUUCAGAUUACGAAUCUUUUAACUCGAUCUUUCUUUACUUCAAGAUUAGGAAUGUAUGACUUACCACAGUCAGUAGCAUUCUUUAGCUCAGUAGACGUAGAUACUGUUUUGAGAAAAGAAGUAAACAUGGAUUCAACAACACCAUCUAAUCCCCAUGGAUUGCAUAAGGGAUAUGGAAUACCACCAGGAGAAGCUCUAGAUAUUUUUGAAAUUCUUAAGAAGACAGAUGGGAAUUUAUUUAACACUGAGAAAUAAAUAAUUAUUUGUAUGUAACUGUAAAUAUUAUUUUUCUGAUUAGUUUCUGAAAACAAAUUUGUUCUGUAUAUUUUUUAUAUAAAUUAUUUUCUAAAAGCUUGGCAUGUAUGAUUUUAAUAAUGAACAUAAAACACAAAGUCAUCCAUUAAAGUAAAUUAUAUUUUUUUAUUCUAACGUGAAAUUCCACUAGGUAAAAUGUAGUAGUAGUUCUUAUAAUUUGCAAAAGUGCUGCAUGCCAAUUCAAGGAGGAGGAAGAAUUAAUUUCCUUUGGUUUCUUAAUUUGGCAGAUAAAUUUUAUGUAAUUCUUCAUUUUUGUAUUUACCUUUAUCUUUUCUUUUACAAAAUUUUGUACCAUUCAAAGUAGUUUGAUGUUCCUGGUCUCUAAUAUUUGUUAAAAUUUUUAGAAAUAGGAAUGUAUAAUUUUAUUGUCAUAGUAUAAAUGGCAAACAAAAAUUUAAAAAAUAAACCAAUAUCUUGCUGAAAGAACUGAAAGAUUUAGAUUUUUUCCUAAUUUAGAUAUUUUUGCAUGACUUAUAUGUAGUAUUUAUAUACACAUAUAUUUUACCCUAAAUCCAGUUUACCGGGAUACCCCAAAAUUUACCCAGUAUAAAGUAAUUUAGAUCUUAUAUCAAAAUAAUAUAUAGACAAAUAACUUUACAACAAGUGAGCGGAGGGGGGAGAAAUAAAUUGUGUAACGAUGUUUGUUUUUUAAUAAUUUUAAAGUUUUUUUUCCUAAAAUGUUGUCUUCAUUGUCAUCAAGUUGUUGAUUUGCCUGUUCAUGAUAUCCAUAGUGGGAAAGCUUUCCUUACUGUCUAGCUUCUCAUCUGCUGUAAACUGUUCAUUAAUCACAUCUUGUAGCUGCUCCAUGUAAAGACCCUUUGAUCUGCAAUUCUGGUUCUUUUACCAGUUCAUAAGCAUCAUCAUUACCCUUCUUUAUAUCAAAGGAACAUUCUCUGAAAUACUAUUUCUUCCACCACUGCAGCAUUCAGUUCAGGCUUCUGUAAGUCUUAGAUUGUUGUAUUAAACUGGCCAGCAAUUCAUCCAUGCAGAUCUUUUUUUUUUUUUUUUUUUUUUUUUUUUUUUUUUUAAACCUUAAUCUCCAGUCUUGUUUAUAAUCUUUAGGUAGAGAAAUGUUCUUACUAAAAAUUUUUGAAUUUCCAAAAUUCAAAAAUUUGGAUAGUUUCUUGAAACUGAAGAUUACUUAUUGAUCCAUAGGCUGGAUGAGAGUAGUAGUAUUAUAAGAAAGAUUCCCACUUUGAUGAAGUUGUAUUUAGCACUAAAAUCUUCUAAUCUUAGGUGGUAAAAGUUGCACUAUUUCAUAUCAAAAGGGGUUUUUUUUUUUUUUUUUUUUUUUUUUUUCCAGAAACAAACUUUUCUCUUCCAAAAAUUUCUUAACACUAGAGACAAAAACAUCAUUAAACCAUCCACUAAAAACUGCUAAGUUACUCAGGAUUAGAAUUUUCCCUUAACAUUACACCCUUAACAUCUUUUCUUGUGAAUUUUUUUUUUUUUUUUUUUUUUUUUACUUUUUUUUAUUAAUGCAUUUAGGGAAAAUAAACUAGCAGAAAUUUUACCUUGAAGUCCCCAUUAGCACAUAGAAGAAGGGUUAAUAUAUUAUAGGCUUAAGUAUUGUUAAGACUCCUCUUUCUUUGUAAUGCAAGUGCUCUUUGACAUUUUCUUCUAUAGAAAAGACUCAGCUCAUCUUGUCAUAAUUGAAUAAAAAAAAAA
Messenger RNA from Stegodyphus dumicola, 2776 nucleotides. It is a transcript of the gene PolG1, whose product is annotated as DNA polymerase gamma, catalytic subunit tam. Lineage: Eukaryota; Metazoa; Arthropoda; Arachnida; Araneae; Eresidae. Gene Ontology annotation, cellular component: gamma DNA polymerase complex; mitochondrion. Gene Ontology annotation, molecular function: 3'-5' exonuclease activity; DNA binding; DNA-directed DNA polymerase activity. The record is from RefSeq and is a predicted model, not a curated record. Gene Ontology annotation, biological process: mitochondrial DNA replication.